Lathyrus sativus (Indian pea) is the source of this 828-nucleotide messenger RNA. NCBI's taxonomy places the organism in Eukaryota, Viridiplantae, Streptophyta, Magnoliopsida, Fabales, Fabaceae. The record is from the annotation of a GenBank genome assembly.
AUGGAAACACAACAACAUCAAAACACCAUAGAAAAAAACAAUCAUCAUCCUUCUUCUUCUUCACCAUCUUCUUCACCUACUCAUGAAUUCUCCUUCACAAUUUCUCUCCACUCUAACUCCUCCACUACGAUCCAUGACAAAUCAAAACCCUCACCACAGUCUCUUGCACUUGACUUAUCUCCAGCUGAUGACAUUUUCUUCCACGGCCAUUUACUUCCCCUUCAUCUCCUCUCCCAUUUCCCUUCCUCACCUCGCCUUUCCACCAACUCAAACGACAGUUUCACUCUCCCUAUAACAGAAAAUGAAAAGUUCAGAAAAGACACCGGAAGCUGCAACACCAGCCACCGAGAAUUUCACAGCACAAACAACAUCAUCACGGGAAUCACAAAACAAGAAAUCAAAUCCAGUUCCACCAACACUAAAUCCAACAGCUUCUCUUUGUUUGGAUUAGCAAAAGGAAAUAAUAAAGAGAAGCCUCAGCAGAAUAACAACAAGAAGAAACUUAUUGGUUAUGACAUGAUUCAAGCAUUGAAGAAAUACUUUUUCAGAAAAAGAGAAAAGAAUCGAUUCCACGGAGAAGCUUAUUCACGUUCAGGGAAUUUAAUGAGGAAAAAUAAGCCACAAGUUAGAGGAAGUAGAGGAGAAUAUUCAGCACCAGCUUCCAUGAGAACUUCUCCAACAAAUAGUGGAUUGUUGUUAGCAAAAGGUGCUGCUCUUUCUUCUUCAUCUUCUACAAAUGAUAGUACCAUGGAAGAGUUACAUGCUGCAAUUCAAGCUGCAAUUGCUCACUGUAAAAACUCUAUUGCAAAAGAAGAUAAGAUCAAUUAA